Aspergillus nomiae NRRL 13137 is the source of this 429-nucleotide messenger RNA. RefSeq names its product acyl carrier protein (gene acpA). The record is from RefSeq and is a predicted model, not a curated record. NCBI's taxonomy places the organism in Eukaryota, Fungi, Ascomycota, Eurotiomycetes, Eurotiales, Aspergillaceae. Gene Ontology annotation, biological process: fatty acid biosynthetic process. Gene Ontology annotation, cellular component: mitochondrion. Gene Ontology annotation, molecular function: acyl carrier activity; acyl binding. Bases 1 to 246 code for a protein of 81 amino acids. The transcript has 6 exons.
AUGUUCCGUUCCGCUGUUGUCCGCUCUUUGAGGGCCUCCGUUCCUCGUGCCGUUUCCGAUGCCAGCAAGAUCAACGGUGCUUCUCACUUCGCAAACGACCUUGGACUUGACAGCUUGGAUACCGUGGAGGUUGUUAUGGCCAUUGAGGAGGAAUUCAGCAUUGAGAUCCCCGACAAGGAUGCCGAUGCCAUCCACAGUGUUGACAAGGCUGUUGAGUACAUCCUUGCCCAGCCCGAUGCCCACUAAAUUAUGUAAUACGAAGAUCUGAAUGAUUUUGCGGGUUAGAUAGAAAAGAAGGGGAUGGUGGCGUGCAUCUACAUGGGGUCUCAGCGUGGAAACGCUACUUGUAUGCUGAUACAUGCCGGUGUUGUUUCACCCUACUAUAUCGUGUAUAUCAUCUUGAAUGCAGUUUGAUUGAUUACUGUUGGG